AUGAGCUCCAGCGAGCCCACCCAACGCGGCGUCCGCUUCACGGAGCCCGAGCAUGACAAGAGCCAGCCCUCCGCACCCGACGACCGUCUAGCAGCUGCUGACCCGACCAUGGACGCGCCCGACCUGCCGCGCCACGACUCGUCGACCUCGGGCUCAGGCUCGAGCGGCGAGUCGGACCCAGAGCGCGCAGUCGGCGAGCGCAACGCCUCCGACGACGACGCUGACGGCCAGUACGAGUUUGCACCCGCCCUGUCGACGACUCCGCGGGACGAGGUCCCUCCCAUGGCCGCCGCUGCGCCCUAUGGCUACGCUUCACGCUCCCGAGGAGGCAGCGGCGGGGCCCCGAAUGGCGUGGGCGUCUACGAUGCCGCGCCUAACGCUCAGCUCCAGCCGCCAACCAUGAACAGCGCCCGCCCUCCUCGCCCGUCCGCCGUUCGUACCCCGUCCAAUGCAUACGCCCCCCAGCGCCGUCCCCAGCAGUAUUCGUUGAACAGCAACUCGGGCGCCCGCCACCGCGCCUCGUCGACGAAUCGUGCCAGUCGCCGCAACCCGAAUGCCGAGUAUCGCGCACAGGAGAAGGCCUACGUCGAGCGCAUACGCCAGGACGCCCCGGACAACGACGAUUUCUUCAAUCCCGACCUGCGCACGCCUAGCCUGGGCUACAGCACUGAGGACUCCGAGACGGAUGACGAGUCGCCUUCCACCACCGACUAUCUCGAGAAUGACCCCUAUGACCAGGAGACCCUGCUCUACUAUGGUAACGACGACCUCGAGCCGUCGGUGGAGGAGCUCAAAAUUCCCGAGAACAGGGAAAGGCUGGAGUGGCAUUCGAUGCUGGCCAGCGUCCUUACCGGCGAUGUCGUCAAGCAGGAGAAGAAGCGUCUGAUCGGCGGCAGCGAGCAGCAGGGCGACAACACAAUCAAAACCGAGAUCUGGAUGGGCGUUCGCGCGAAGUGCUGCGGACGCACGCUGCAGGCUCAACGGCGGCUGAUUGACGACGGGCGGUCCAAGGCCAAGACCCUGAUUGAAGGAAUCAUUACCUUUGAAAUAAAGGGAGAGGCCGAGGUUGGCCAGACGGCUGCACAGCAGGUUGCAGACAUGGUACGGAAGAUUGAGAAGUGUGAAGGUCUCUAUCCUACCUGGCAAACCCUGGAGCACGCUCAGCCCCGUGCAGCCUCGGCGGCGUUCCGUGAAAGUUGUGAUGCUGUCAUCUCGUGGCACAACACUACCCAGCUCAUCAACACGGAGCUUUCAAUCCUGAGGAGCUGGGUCGGCAACGACGAACUGGAUUUCUCGAAGAGAAAGGACCGCAUGGAAAGAGACAGCCAUCUCACGGAUGAUUCUUCCUUUAUUGACCGGAUUCUGAAGGAGGAUGGUCUGAAAUCUCUUCAGAGCAAAGACAGUCUUCUGGUUGGCCUGAACAACGUGAUCAACAAGGCGAAAGCCACCUUGAUCGCCAAUGCUACUGCCUUCCAGGAACGUCACCUUCCCCCUUACAUCGAGGAACUCCUUACCCUAAUCAACUUCCCUUCGCGCCUGGUUCAGGAGAUCAUCCGCAUGCGGUUAUCCUAUGCUAAGCGCAUGAAAGACCCCGCACAGCAGGGUGUGAUGAUGGCUGAGCAGAUGAUUGCCCAGUUUCAAAUCCUCCUCAAGUUGGCUAUAAGGAUCAAGGAGUCGUACACUGUGGUCUCGCAACCUGAGCCGGGUUGGGAUCCUCCACCAUGCAUUGAAGAGAACUUCGACGCUGUCGUGCUGGAUGCACUCAAGUUCUACUUCAAGAUGCUGAACUGGAAGCUUUCUGCAAACAAGAACACCUUCAAGGAAGCCGAAAUCCUGGAACAGGAAUGGGAGUUCUCCAAGACCCUUGGCAAGCACUUGGAGGGGGGUGACGUAGAAGUUGCCGAGCAGUUUAGCUACCUGACGCAAAAGUCUCUCUCCCGUCUCACGGCACAUUUCGAGAAGGAACUGCAAAGACGCCCAGAAGAGGUUGCUGGAGCCGAGAUGGAUAAGCGUUACAAGCAAAUCCUUGAUUCCGUCCGUGUCCGUCAAAGGAAACUGUUCCGUUUCUCUAGGAUUCUAACCACACGGUUUGAGAACUCCACAGAGUACAACAUCAGCCUCGUUCCCGAACAGGUGCAGGAUCUCUUUGAAGCUCUGGAAAUGAGCGGACACUUUCUCGUGGAAACACAAUCGACGGACAACAAGGGCCUGUACCUCAUCGCUUCACCCGUUUUGAUGAACCGACCACAAGAUAUCCAGUCUCUCCUCGGAACUUGCUACCAUACGGAUGAGGUUACGGAAGAUCCCACCAACCCCUAUCUGUUGAUUCUCAGGCCCGAAGAUCCUCUACGCUGGCACGGACCUACACUCCAAGCUCCGGUUCGGACGCCGCAUCUUGAUGUGAAGAUUGGCCGCAUGAGGCUUGUUGCCGACGGCGCUCAGGCGCGUUUGGCUAACGCCAACGCUACCUUCUUACAGUCAGCUAACGUUGAGUUGACUAAGAUUGUGGACCAAAGAGCCAACCUACCUCGUGUCAACGUGGAGCUGCAGCGGAUAAAGAAGGUCGCUUACAAAUUGUCCAACACCAUCAUGGAUAGUGUUGAGAUAAUUCGGAAACAAACCGCCGGGCUGGAGUGCCAAGAACUUAUCCAAACGUGUUUUGCCUUCGCGACUGAAUUUGGUCAACGCUCGGUUUACUACAUGGACUUCAACCGCCGCGCUCUGAACAACCUCAAACUCACCAGGCUCGCCCUUGACUGGGUGAGCUUUAUUUGCGACGAUUGUGUGGCAUCUGAUCGGAAGACUUUCCGAUGGGCUGUAGUGGCGCUUGAGUUUGCUAUGAUGAUGACACGAGGCCAGAAUAUCCUGUCGCUGAACGAAGAGGAGUAUGCUCGACUGCGUGCGAAGGUGGCCGGGUGCAUGUCUCUCCUAAUCUCUCAUUUCGACAUCAUGGGAGCGAGAUCGACCAUGGCCGCCCAGGCCGAGAAGCAGCGUAUCGAUGCGAUGUUGGGCAAGAAGCAACUAGACAUCAGUCGCUUGAAGAACGAUGAGGAAUCAGCAGAGCUUGUCCGGGAAGGAUGGCUCGAGCAGCUGGCGGAGAUUGAUGAGAUAAGAAAGGCCAAGGAGGCAGAACGGCAGGCCCUCGGCCGUGUUCUGGAGGACUCGAACGAGGCUGACCGCGCCCUUACCUACCUUUCAUCCUCGGCAACCAACGUCACUCUCAGAUGGCAGCAAGGCCAGUUCAUCGGCGGCGGUACCUUUGGAUCGGUCUACGCCGCGAUCAAUCUCGACUCCAACCACCUCAUGGCUGUCAAGGAGAUUCGACUUCAAGAUCCCCAGCUCAUCCCGACGAUAGUAUCCCAGAUCCGCGACGAGAUGGGUGUCUUGCAGAUGCUUGAUCAUCCGAACAUCGUUUCUUACUACGGUAUCGAGCCACAUCGCGACAAGGUCUACAUCUUCAUGGAAUAUUGUUCUGGGGGCUCGCUCGCCGGUCUCUUGGAGCAUGGCCGUAUCGAAGAUGAGACGGUUAUCAUGGUCUAUGCUUUGCAGAUGUUGGAGGGUCUUGCCUAUCUUCAUGAAAGUAGCGUUGUGCAUCGCGACAUAAAGCCAGAGAAUAUUCUCCUCGAUCAUAACGGCGUCAUCAAAUUCGUCGAUUUCGGAGCCGCCAAGGUCAUCGCCAAGCAGGGCAAGACGUUGGCUGCAGAGCACGCGGCGACACGUCAAGGCAGGCAGAAGUCGAUGACGGGCACGCCUAUGUACAUGUCACCCGAAGUCAUCAAGGGUGAGAACAAGGGCCGUCUGGGGGCUGUCGAUAUCUGGUCUCUCGGAUGCGUCAUUCUGGAGAUGGCCACUGGACGACGACCAUGGGCCAGCCUGGACAACGAAUGGGCAAUCAUGUAUAACAUUGCCCAAGGCAACCCGCCUCAGCUCCCAACGAGAGAUCAGCUGAGCGACCAAGGAAUCGACUUCCUCCGGGCGUGCUUCGAACGUGACCCCGGGAGAAGGGCCACGGCGGCGGAGCUGCUGCAGCAUCCGUGGAUCAUGAUCUUGCGGAGCCAGCUCUCUCUGGAGCCGCAGACACCGCAAACACCGCUCAGCGAGACGUCAUCGGGAUCCGGGAGCCUGCAUGCGUCACGCCAGAACACCAUGUCAUAG
Molecule: messenger RNA, 4155 nt
Organism: Lasiodiplodia theobromae
Lineage: Eukaryota; Fungi; Ascomycota; Dothideomycetes; Botryosphaeriales; Botryosphaeriaceae
Product: Map kinase kinase kinase wis4
Exons: 3
Coding region: 1-4155 (1384 amino acids)
Biological process (GO): protein phosphorylation; stress-activated MAPK cascade
Cellular component (GO): cytoplasm
Molecular function (GO): MAP kinase kinase kinase activity; ATP binding
Source: RefSeq, a predicted model, not a curated record